ACAAUAUAAAGGAGUCCGUGAAAAAAGGGCAACUUGCGUUCAAUUGUCCAAGCCUAACGUCACGGAAAGAGUUACUUUGGCGCAGCGCGCACAAGAAUGAUCCCAACGAAAUACUAUUGAGCGGAGCUGUGUGUUGAUAAGAAGAAUCCACGUUGUUUGGAUGGCGCUUCUCGUUUUUGUGAAUAUAAAGGAUCGAGUGAAGAUGCGCAGGAACCUGUUUACAAGGGAAACGCAGCAAGUUUGAGUCCGGGGGAAUGCGGAGCAGGCUCAAAAUGCACAGGGAUAGCAUUACUCAUUGCUCAGUGUUCCUCGCGCCAGCCACUUCGCCUUCGAAAUGUUUUCAUCAAGGAUGAUUCCUAAGCUCCGUAGUGCGAAACAAGUGUCUGAGGGGCGAACGACGCGUUGUUGCAGCACAGUUUCUAGGGAUUAAAGCGGCCGUUGGUGCUUUUGGAGGAGCUCUUUGGCGAAGCCAGUUUUGUUUUUCGACCUGUUGGGACUGAGAUGCAGCAGGAGCGUGUGUUUGUAUUAUCAGUAAGUUAAGGUGUUAUAGAGUCUUCAUAGCCUGAAGUUAUUCUUAGGUUUUAAAGUAAUAUAGAUGGUCAGACUAUAGAGCGAUAGCUUCAAUGGGCUGAAGUUAUUCACACCAGGCCCUUUGUAGACUUUUAUUUUGGCAGAGAGAAUAAAUAGUUUUUUUCGACGUCUGUGUUUAUUGUAUGUCCAAAUUUACAUUUUAUGCUGUUGCACACUUGAUCCAACAGCCGCCAUGUCAUUUGAGAUGACUUUAAAUAUUACAGUGACAUAGUGUCAGAUGUUUUCCAACACAGAAUGCAUGAAGACAGUAGCAGCAGGAUAAUUUAAGCACUCACGUGCAUGAAGAGUCUUUUGGUUUGGGAUCCACUGGAAUAUCAACAUGUCAGUGAAAGCCAAAGCCCUCUACACUUUUCAAAGUGAAAACAAAGAGGAGAUAAAUAUUCAGGAGAAUGAAGAACUGGUUAUCUUUGAUGAGAACUCAGUGGACGGCUGGUUUCAGGGGGAGAACAGCCGAGGGGAGAGGGGUCUCUUUCCAGCAUCGUACGUGGAAAUUAUUCGCAACCGCUCAAACUCCAACGUGACCGACUCCUCUAUCAGCCCCCCAAGCUCUUUAGGAAAAGUCUCCUAUUUCCCCUCUUUACCAAACACUUCUCCCAAUCUACAGCAUCCCUACUACGAUGAUGAAGAUGAUGAUGACUGGGAUGACUGGGAUGACAGGUCCACAGUAGUGGAGGAUUCUGACCACACUAGGAACCCGGGGGCUAAUGGACAUGCCCAUCAGAGCCCAAUGUCCAACAAUCCCAAUGUGCACUACCGGGCCAAACCCCACAUGGAGAGACAAGACAGCGUCUCCAGCUCCAGGAAGGGCAGCAUGGUGGGCAGCUGGAACCGAUUUUCCAGCUUCGUCCGCUCAGGUGUGGAAGCAUUUGUUCUGGGUGAUGUGCCCAUGAUGGCAAAGAUAGCCGAGUCGUACACCAUUGACAUGGGUCUUUUGGGCCCUCGGUGGAAAGAGAGCCCACAACCUUUCUGCUGCUCAAUAGAAGACCCCACAAAACAGACAAAGUUUAAAGGCAUCAAGACCUACAUUUCAUACCGGGUCACGCCGAGCCACACAGGGCGUCCCGUGUACCGGCGCUACAAACACUUUGACUGGCUUUACAACCGUUUGCUGCACAAGUUCACUGUGAUCUCUGUGCCUCACCUGCCCGAGAAGCAGGCCACAGGGCGAUUCGAGGAAGACUUCAUCGAGAAGCGUAAGAGACGACUGAUACUAUGGAUGAACCACAUGACCAGUCACCCGGUCCUGUCCCAGUACGAAGGCUUCGAGCACUUUCUGAUGUGUGCCGACGACAAGCAGUGGAAACUGGGCAAGAGGCGGGCGGAGAAGGACGAGAUGGUGGGAGCCCACUUCAUGCUCACCCUCCAGAUCCCCAACGAGCACCAGGACCUUCAGGAUGUCGAAGAGCGGAUCGACACCUUCAAGUCCUUCGCUAAGAAAAUGGACGACAGCGUGAUGCAGCUCACACAUGUUGCCUCGGAGCUGGUGCGUAAACACCUGGGCGGAUUCAGGAAGGAGUUCCAGCGGCUGGGAAAUGCCUUCCAGUCCAUCAGCCAGGCGUUCAUGCUGGACCCUCCCCACUGCUCAGAUGCCCUCAAUAAUGCCAUUUCCCACACAGGCCGCACCUAUGAGAACAUUGGGGAGAUGUUCGCAGAGCAACCUAAGUAUGACCUCUUCCAUAUGCUGGACAAGCUGUCGCUCUAUCAAGGCUUGCUUGCCAACUUCCCAGACAUUAUUCAUCUACAGAAAGGUGCCUUCGCCAAGGUGAAGGAGAGCCAGCGCAUGAGCGACGAAGGGAAGAUGGACCAGGACGAGUCCGACGGCAUCAGGAAGCGCUGCCGGACGGUGGGCUUCGCCCUGCAGGCGGAGAUGAGCCACUUCCAUCAGCAGCGAGAAGUGGACUUCAAACACAUGAUGCAGGCCUACCUCACGGAGCAGAUCGCCUUCUACCAGCGGGUUGUCCAACAACUGGAGCGCACGCUGCGCAUGUACGACGGGCUGUGAACAGGAGAGCGCGGGACUCACGCUUGGCUCAGUUCAAGGACUCGCAGGUGACGAAGCGGACCUUAAAGUCACACUUUUAUACCUACUGUACCUUUUAUUUCAGAAGUACAUAUAACAUAGGCAAUAUCACGGCGGACUGUUUAUUUGACAUAAUUUAAGGUGUAACAUAAAGAGUUUAGGAUUCACAGUCACGCCGGUUGUAGCUGAACGCGUUAAGCCAUGAAUCGGGUCUUCAACCUCGUCCCCCUCUGGCCAACGUCUCACAGUAUUCCUCACCUCCUCCUCAUUCUGCCUCCAACAGCUCAGGUUUUCAGUGUGACUUUCAUGGCAGUCCCCUGUGGUCGACUCAGUACCUGUCGCACCGCAUUUUGACUUUUCAUAAGUGCCUUUAGGGAUCUGAGGUUGAGUGACCGUCUGCGUAGUAGAGGAGAAAACAAGUUUGCACAUGCUUUAUAUACUGGGUCUGGGUCAUGGUUGAGUGUCGGUGACUGAAUGAUGAGUCAGUAACUGUGCCGUUUUCAUGUUGUAACUCGAACAAAGAAGAAAAACCUUCUUACGUAGCAGCAGGUUUAUUUAACCAACUAAUAUGAAUCAUACUUAGAGUGGAUUAAACUGGUUGAGAGGCUAAAUAUCAAAGCGUCAUGCUCAUGUUUAUGUAUUAGAUCAUGCACAAAGUCCAAUACCAAAGCCUCCUACUGUGUUCCUAGCUCUUUGUGCAGUGGAAAGCCGCAUGGGGACAGUUUAUUGACACCUGAAGCUGCAGCCAGCUGGAAGAAAGUGCUGCGAGGGAGUCUAACACGCAUUCAGGAAGUAGGCGUCGACCUACUCAUUCAGCUGUUUGUCAGAACGAGGAGCUUCAACGACCAUAAUACUUGGACCAAACUACUUUGGUUCCUGUUGUGAGUCCACUCCUCACCUCGUUUAGAAACCUUAGCGCUGAGGAGUGAGGGGGAUGUGUUUGUGAGCUGGUCACACUCCUUCAUAAAGGCCCAUUGUUCAUUUAGUGGCCACUAAUUCUCAAUGUUUCACUGAUGUGGCGGAAAAUUGAUAUUAAAAAGGUUAUUCUGCAGUUAGUGCUGCUCAGAAUUAGACUGGUUCCUUUAUAACAAAGACGUGCUGAUUCAGCUCUGCAUGUGUGUGACUCCCAUCCGAGUGUUGCUGGUACUGCUACAUCUGGAGCCUCCAGCUCACUGCUGUCUAAGUGUGCUGUUAUUUAUGUGGGUUUAUUCCGGACCAACCCUUGCUUUCCACUCUGCCACUUGCACUCCUUUCAGUUUCUCCGAGACCAAAGAAGUCUGGCGUUUUCUGCCCGGCUUCCGUUUUAAACUUUUUAGUAAAAGUACAUUUGUUUUGUGGCUUUUGUAAUUGAGUCUUUCCUCGUCUGAGGAAAAAUGUUGAGAGGCGUUGGAAAAACUAAGAAGACAUUCCACAGAGAAACGAUCCUGGACACCAAAGGCAAAGAGGUUUUAGGAUAAAGAAAGGCACACGAGGUGCAAACGAAAGAAUGAAAAUGAAGCUCCAGGUGUUUCACACAAGUGACUGUUCCCUAACAUGGAUGUGUGGCCUCGUGGGUCGCGAGAGCUUUGUGCUUUAGUCUCUGAAAUAACAGAUGGUGAUUUUAAGUAAGUAAUUUGUUACUUGAUUUAGGAGAGGUGGAUGUACAAAUGAAAUAAAAGCAAUGAUGGUCA
Messenger RNA from Betta splendens (Siamese fighting fish), 4281 nucleotides. It is a transcript of the gene snx33, whose product is annotated as sorting nexin 33. Gene Ontology annotation, cellular component: cytoplasmic vesicle; plasma membrane. The record is from RefSeq and is a predicted model, not a curated record. Gene Ontology annotation, biological process: endosomal transport; plasma membrane tubulation; cleavage furrow formation. NCBI's taxonomy places the organism in Eukaryota, Metazoa, Chordata, Actinopteri, Anabantiformes, Osphronemidae. Bases 911 to 2593 code for a protein of 560 amino acids. The transcript has 2 exons. Gene Ontology annotation, molecular function: phosphatidylinositol binding; protein binding.